AUGGGUACCUCUUUCCCAUCUAUCCAGACUUUCUAUUCGAAGGAAGUACAGUUAAGUCCCGAAGACGUUAAUAAUGAUUCCUUGGAUUCUCAAAUCCCGGGGGAUGGUUUCACGUCAUAUGAGAUAGAAGUAGUGACGAACCCUCUUUCACGACCAUGGAAACCACCACGAUCAUACGAACAAUGUCCCAUUUCACUCCUCCAGACAGGUCCCUUUAAUUAUGAAAUCACUGGGAGGAUUGUGAACUUUUCUACCAACCUCCAAGAGCAAGGCCAUCAUUUCCUUGUCGUAUCUGAUGGAUCAGGCGCUAUUGCAGUCAAGCUUUACUAUGCGAAAACUUCCGACUACCAAUUGCUUCUUGGCCAGAGAGUCACGGUUUGGGCGACUUUUAUUUCUGCUUCAACUCAGGAUGGCACGGGCAACAUACCGUUUUGUGCAUCAUCUACUAAGAUUUAUCCUAGCCGAAACAUUGCAACCCACAUUGCCCUCCAUAACGACACUCCUGGUUCAGAUGGCCACCGUAUAUUGCGCUGUCCUUUGGAGUGUAACUUAAAGGAGUAUAACUAUCUCCCUGCUCUCAUGACUUUAAAGGCUUAUCUUUCUACCGGAUACGACAUGGCAGAGGGUAGGAUUCUUGUCUGCGUGAGAAGCGUUGGGCCGCGUAGAACUGUCUACUCGAAAAAACGUCAGUGUGAUUUUGAUAUGGUGGACGUAAGCAUCUUUGACGAUACGGCAACUUGCGUCCUGAAGCUAUGGCAGGAUAAAGUUCCCUCGGCUAAAACUUGGAUUCCAAAUCGAACUAUUCUCCUUAUAUCCAAACCGACCUGUCAACAGGAUGAUCCACACUCUGGACUUGGUAUUGGAUACACCUCAAUGGUCGACGUGGAUCCCGAGUUCCCAGAUGCCGACUGGCUUAGAGAUAAAGUGAAGAAUAUGAGCAAGAGACAGAGCGUACACAUCCCCUUCCCUUAUGAUGCUUGGGAUAUUAAUCUUGCAAUUCAUGGCCCUAACCGAAUAUUAUACACGAUCGCCGAUAUUGAAGAUCAGGUACGUAACCCUGAGCCGAAACUCGACUUCACUGGGAAAUUGAAUGUUAUUAUUCUCGAGAUGGGAUUGAUGGAACAGUGGCAAAAACGUUCCUUUUGUUGCUUUGAGUGCUGUGGCAUGCCAGUUUACGCCAACAAACCCGUUGCAAUUUGCAAUAAUUGCGAUACACGGCGAGAUUUGGCACCCAACCCACGUAUAAUCGGAUCCAUGAUUGACGAAAGCGGUAUGAUUACGGCCAGUAAGCUUGUGUGGCACGAUGAUGCUUGGUCCCAACUUUUCUUCGGAGACACAUCAAACGAAAUACAAAUCGGGGAUAACUCGGAAACCAACCUCGUGGAGCAGUCGUGGGAGGAUCUAACAAUUCUCGACACCGCUGCGCUUAGAGAUAUUGAAGAACAACUGCUGUACGCACGCGUUACGCUGACUUUUGGUUGGUCGUCUCAGCUCGAAAGACUCUGUAUUAUGGGAGUCGAGCGGUAGUGGAUCUAUUCAAAGUUGCUUCGAUGGCAUCGGUUAAUUUGGAGGGGUAUCUAAAAGAUCUAGGCGAGUUCCGGCAUGUGCUAAGUUCAGUUAGCGAGCUUGUAAAGAGGGAUGAUUUAGCUGGCAUGGUCCUAACACGAA
Messenger RNA from Daldinia decipiens, 1668 nucleotides. RefSeq lists its product as uncharacterized. The coding region runs from base 1 to 1527 and encodes 508 amino acids. Gene Ontology annotation, biological process: resolution of meiotic recombination intermediates. The transcript is spliced from 3 exons. The record is from RefSeq and is a predicted model, not a curated record. Gene Ontology annotation, molecular function: single-stranded DNA 3'-5' DNA exonuclease activity; single-stranded DNA binding. NCBI's taxonomy places the organism in Eukaryota, Fungi, Ascomycota, Sordariomycetes, Xylariales, Hypoxylaceae.